This is a messenger RNA of Actinia tenebrosa (Australian red waratah sea anemone), 713 nucleotides long. Its product is annotated as 10 kDa heat shock protein, mitochondrial. Gene Ontology annotation, cellular component: mitochondrial matrix; mitochondrion. Lineage: Eukaryota; Metazoa; Cnidaria; Anthozoa; Actiniaria; Actiniidae. The record is from RefSeq and is a predicted model, not a curated record. Gene Ontology annotation, molecular function: metal ion binding; protein-folding chaperone binding; ATP binding.
UGCUUUGACACGCUUGCGUAAGAAGUUCCACGUGCAAAUUAUUUUCGGCGUGUAAGGCUGAGUUGCUGCAUUCCUGUUCAAAAUGGCUGGUGCUAUAAGAAGAUUCAAGCCUCUUUUUGACAGAAUCUUGGUAGAAAAAUUCCUUCCAGAAGUYAAAACGAAAGGUGGUGUCUUGCUGCCAGAGAAAAGUCAAUCCAAGGUUCUAGAAGGCACUGUUGUUGCAGUUGGCUCUGGAAUGAGGGAUAAGGAUGGGAAUAAUGUACCUGUGAGUGUUAAUGUUGGUGACAAAGUUCUUCUACCUGAAUAUGGAGGAACAAAAAUUAAUUUGGAAGACAAGGAAUAUCAUGUUUAUAGAGAUGGUGAUAUUUUGGGUAAAUUUGAGGACUGAGCAAGUAAAACCUCUCAUUAAUAUGCAAGAUCAAGGCAGUGCUGCUUCAGCUGACACAUAACAUUAAUGUCAGAAACCUCUAAAAAUAGCUUGGAUGUUUAUGCAUUUUAUAAUGUAUGGUGAACUUUUUCAAACUAUUUUGAAUGUAAGGAGUUUUCUAAUUUUUUCACUUAUGUACUGCAUCUUAAUUACUGCUAAAUCUUCUGAAUGUUGUAAUAACUGAUAGGAGAUUGCUCACUGAAACAAGAUAAUUAUGUUUGUCAUUUGUGAACUAAAGUAGUGAUUGCAAAACUGUGAAAUAAAGUUUGACAUAAAUUGAACAAUG